AAGAUCAUGGGGAAAAUCUUCACGUAUCAUAUAUUAAGUGUGAUGACACAAUACUGGAACAAUUAAACCAACUCGUCUUGGCCGGAGAAGUGUUGUUAUUCGUGAAUUUCUUUUCCUGUGUUUACCAUGAACUGAAUUCAUCUGCGAGUCUAACAUCGAAUUAAUCCACAAUGGGGGAUCAUCCCAAGAUUAUGGUGUUCCGCCCAACUUGGGAAGAAUUCAAGGACUUUUCCAAGUACAUUGAAUACAUAGAAUCACAAGGGGCUAACAAAGCUGGAUUGGCAAAGAUCAUACCCCCGAAAGAGUGGUGUCCUCGUAAAGAGGGCUAUGACCUGGAAAAACUGGAUAUGACGAUCCCAGCCCCCAUCUGCCAGGUUGUAACGGGGAAGCAAGGUCUCUACCAGCAGAUAAAUAUCCAGAAAAAAGCCAUGACAGUGCAGGAAUUUUACAAGAUGGCCAAUAAUGACAGAUACCGAACACCAAAGCAUUCAUCAUAUGAGGACCUGGAGCGAAAGUAUUGGAAGAACAUUACCUAUGUGUCUCCAAUUUAUGGAGCUGAUGUGUCUGGUAGCAUAACUGAUCCAGAUGUAAAGGAGUGGAACAUCAACAACCUUGGAACAAUAUUGGAUUAUGUCAAUGAAGAUUAUGGCAUUAGCAUAGAAGGUGUCAACACUGCAUACCUAUAUUUUGGAAUGUGGAAAACCACUUUUGCUUGGCAUACUGAAGACAUGGACUUAUACAGCAUAAACUACUUGCAUUUUGGAGCCCCCAAGACUUGGUAUGCCAUACCUCCAGAGCAUGGAAGAAGAUUGGAAAGGCUGGCUAAUGGCUUCUUCCCCAACUCAUUCAAGGCUUGCCCAGCCUAUCUGCGGCACAAAAUGUCCUUGAUGUCUCCACAGAUACUGAAGCAGUAUUCAAUACCAUUUAAUAAGAUCACACAGGAUGAGGGAGAAAUCAUGAUCACCUUCCCAUAUGGUUACCAUGCAGGAUUUAACCAUGGCUUCAAUUGUGCCGAGUCCACCAAUUUUGCAAUGCCUCGUUGGGUGGAAUACGGUAAACGUGCCACUCAGUGUCAGUGCAGAGGAGACAUGGUUAAGAUUUCCAUGGACACAUUUGUGAAGCGUUUCCAGCCCGAGCGUUAUGAACUUUGGUUGGCAGGCAAGGACAUUGGGCCUCAUCCAGAGGACCCAACCCGCUCCACUGCCGCUGCACAACCUUCCAUUAAUGAUGUUCUGUGCAACAAGAAGAACGUCACACCUUCACCCCUGAUUGAACAGCUGCUCAAUCAGUCACCGAAGAAAAAGAAACCCAAACGACAUCCUAUCCACCAGAACAAGAAUGAGGAGGAGCUGAUCUUCACUGGAGAGGAGGUGGUGGACGAGGAGCUGUCCCAGGUUCUUGAUGACAUCUAUGCCAAAGCUGGGGAAUCCUGCUGGACAAGUGAGUGUGCCAUCAAGUGUCGUGAUCAUCUUCACGAACCAGUGUGAGGUGAUUUAGAGAGUAUGGGGACAGGGAGGCGAUCAACAUGGGAAGUUUGUGUUUUCAUUGACAGUGCAUUGCUUUAGACGACAAAAUUUAAUUUUAUGCACUUCCUAUUUUUCUUUUAAUUUCAUAAUUUUAAUAUUUAUAGGAAUGCCUUAGCUUGAAUGUUUAAAGUAUACUGAUACAUGUAAACCCAAAACAGAUUUGCAUAUUUUUAUAUUUCUUUAUAUUUUGGUAUGUAAACCUGCUUGUAUACUUGAUAGGUAUAUGACAAAGAUAUGCAUUCCUAAACAAUAUUAAAAUAAGCAAAAAAUUAUUUAUUGUUCAUAAAAAAUAAAACUACUUACUCAUCAGCUUGAAGAAGAAGAAAACAAAGAAGAAGAAGAAAAAGAAGAAGAAGAAAAGAUAGUAUAUAUUAAAAUUGCCUCCCCUCACCCUGCCAUGCUCAUCUGCCCAAAUGUAGAAUGGACAAGAGUCCUUCAUCUUUAAUGGAAAGCUUUCCAUUUUGUUUAGUUAUCACUGGAUAAGCUAAAAAAAAAAAAAAAAAAAAAAAAAAAAACCUCUGCAUGUUUUUUCAAGUUUCAUUCUUAACAUCUUAGUGUAAGAUCUUCAAGUCUUUGACUAUCGUUCAUUGCGGUCAUGAGUUGGAAUUGACUAUGUAAUAGCAAUAAACUAGUUUCAUAGUAUAUCAGGUAAUAGGAAUAUUUACACAAAUUUAAAUGUAAUUAAAACACACACACACACAUAUGCACGCAGAUAUACACACACAUAUGCACGCAGAUAUACACACACAUAUGCAUGCAGAUAUACACACACAUAUGCACGCAGAUAUACACACA
Molecule: messenger RNA, 2321 nt
Organism: Penaeus chinensis
Lineage: Eukaryota; Metazoa; Arthropoda; Malacostraca; Decapoda; Penaeidae
Product: probable lysine-specific demethylase 4B
Exons: 10
Coding region: 171-1487 (438 amino acids)
Biological process (GO): chromatin remodeling
Cellular component (GO): nucleus
Molecular function (GO): histone H3K36 demethylase activity; histone H3K9 demethylase activity
Source: RefSeq, a predicted model, not a curated record